AAAACAUAAUAAAAAAGAUAAAAUAUAUAAAACAAACUCUUAUAUUAAUAAAGUAAUAAGAAACUUAAACAAUAAAAUUAAAAAGUUAUAAAAUACAUAACACUAAAAUAUAAAUUGUAUAUUUAAAUUUAUAUAAUAGUAUCAAAAUUAAAUAUUUUAUAAAAUGAAAAUAUGCCCGCACAAUGUGCGGGAUAAACUCUAGUACUAUAAUUACACGAGAGUUUCAAUGAUCUAAUCAAAACAUUUUAAUAGUACACUUAAGUUUACACAUUACACACCGGUAAAAUACAGUAAAUUCUAAAUUCUUUUUGAUGAGGGUCAGCACGGCUCUCCAAAAUAUUUGGACCUAAAGAUAUUAUCAGUUUAAGAUCGUGAUAAUAACGAAUAACUUAAAUAUUCUUCAGUAGAUUUGAGAUACUUUUAACCUAUCAUUUUCUGUAUAUAUAAGCGUAUAUAGCCGUGCCUUAGAUUUGUUUAUACACUUCCUCUCCUCUUUUCCACCAUAAACCAUGAAAAGCUCCAUGUUCCUCGUGGCAGCAGCUUUCCUCUGCCUCGUAAUUUUUCCGACCAUAACCUUAGGAAAAGACCUGAGAUUCUGGCCAAACCCCAUCAAAGGAUGGCCACAUCCGUCGGAUACCUACAGAAACGUAAUGUUAACGAGCACUUCCCAUAAAUUCAACUAUGGAGAUUCCAAAGUCUGGAAAUGUACUUAUAGCAACGGAUCUGGUCCAGCCAUUUCCAUUUCUCCGUCAAUACCGUCAACACCAUCAACACCUUCACCGUCAACACCGUCAGCUUCGCCUCCUACUCCCAAAACGUCUCCUCCUCCGCCUCCAAUUCCCAAAAUAUCUCCAACCCCGUCAACACCAUCUCCUCCUCCACCUACACCAUCUCUUCCCCCUCCAACUCCCAAAAUAUCUACACUGCCGCCAACACCAUCUCCUCAGCCUUCAACUCCCAAAAUAUCUCUACCGCCGCCAACACCAUCUCCUCCGUCUCCAACUCUCAAAAUAUCUCCACCGUCGCCUACACCAUCUCCUGCGCCUCCAUCUCCCAAAAUAUCUCCUCCACCAACACCAGCACCAACACCAUCUCUUCCGUCUCCAACUCUCAAAAUAUUUCCACCGUCGCCUACACCAUCUCCUGGGCCUCCAACACCCAAAAUAUCGCCCCCGCCAACACCAACAACUAGUACACCUUCGCCUCCAACACCCAAAAUGGCUUCCCUGCCACCUACACCAUCUCCUCUUCCAACUCCCAAAAUAUCUCCACCGCCGCCAACACAGUCUCUUGCGACUCCAACUCCAGAGAAGUCUCCAUCUCCACCGCCACCAACACCAUCUCUUCCGCCUCCAACUCCCAAGAAUUCUCCAUCUCCUCCACCACCAAGCGGUGGUGAUGGCUCAUCGUCUCCUAGCGAGCCAUCAAAUCCACCUCCGGAACAUCAUCAUCAUCAUCACCAUCAGAGUCCAUUGGAACACUUUGGAAGUUGUGUGAGAAACAUGGGACCUGUUGGAGAAUGUCGUGGGCAGAUGGCGUUUAGUUUCUACACGAGGAUGUUUCAAGUCAGUGAUUAUUGUUGCAAUCUUGUCGUCAACAUGAAAAAUGAAUGCGAAGAUGCCAUUUGGGGAUAUUUCACCGAUCCCUACUUUGUUUCUCUAGUUCGUUUCACUUGUCACAUCAUGUACUAGUUUUUUUUUUUAUCAUUUUGAUUAGGUUUUUUUUCUUUAAUGGUUUUGUCUUGUUUUGGUUCGUUUAGUCAUGCAAUAGUGUUGUCGUCUAUAUCCUAUGGACGCCUCUUUCGUUAUAAGUUUUAAUUAAUUAAUAUAUUGUAUGGCUUUCUUUCU
This is a messenger RNA of Brassica rapa (field mustard), 1847 nucleotides long. RefSeq names its product vegetative cell wall protein gp1-like. Lineage: Eukaryota; Viridiplantae; Streptophyta; Magnoliopsida; Brassicales; Brassicaceae. The record is from RefSeq and is a predicted model, not a curated record.